Suillus paluster is the source of this 1767-nucleotide messenger RNA. RefSeq lists its product as uncharacterized. Gene Ontology annotation, cellular component: endoplasmic reticulum membrane. The transcript has 6 exons. The coding region runs from base 67 to 1581 and encodes 504 amino acids. Gene Ontology annotation, biological process: unsaturated fatty acid biosynthetic process. The record is from RefSeq and is a predicted model, not a curated record. Lineage: Eukaryota; Fungi; Basidiomycota; Agaricomycetes; Boletales; Suillaceae. Gene Ontology annotation, molecular function: stearoyl-CoA 9-desaturase activity; heme binding; iron ion binding.
GAAGGAAAUAAAUGUUCGCUGGCAUCCUCACGUUGCUCGUCUUUUUCUCCUUGACCACUUUCCAUCAUGUCGUCCGUCCCUCCAGCUCGCUCGACGCCUCCGUCGACGGAGAUGCUUACUCCACCCAUAACACCAAAGCUCAAUGGUGUCGCCAACCCAAAGAAGUUCAUUGAUGAUCCCGAGCACGUACCUGCCGACGCCAACAUUCCAGAUAACUACGUGUCGUAUACUCUCAAGCAUCAAAAGGCUCUUCCUCCAAUCACCUGGGACAACUGGUACACAGAGUUGAACUGGCUGCACUUUGCUAUUCUCGCUGGUACGCCUGUCGUGGGUUUCGUCGGCGCGUACAAGACCCGCCUUCAAUGGGAGACUGCCGUUUGGUCAGUGGUAUACUACUAUAUGACCGGCCUCGGUAUCACUGCUGGUUAUCACCGCCUGUGGGCACACCGUUCAUACAACGCGUCAAAGCCUCUCCAGUACAUUCUUGCCUUGUUUGGUGCAGGCGCCGUUGAAGGCUCUAUCAAAUGGUGGUCACGAGGUCAUCGUGCUCACCAUCGUUACACCGACACCGACCUUGACCCGUACAACGCACACCGCGGUCUGCUAUGGUCACACAUUGGUUGGAUGGUGGUCAAGCCCCGUCGCAAGCCUGGCGUUGCUGAUAUUAGCGACUUGACAAAGAACGAGAUCGUAAGGUGGCAACACAAAUACUACCUGAUCCUUGUUGUUGUUAUGGGCAUCAUCUUCCCCACUGUCGUGGCUGGCCUCGGCUGGGGCGACUGGAUGGGUGGCUACAUAUAUGCUGCUCUUCUGCGCCUGUGCUUCGUUCACCAUUCGACGUUCUGCGUUAACUCACUCGCUCACUGGUUGGGUGAAACACCAUUCGAUGACAAACACAGCCCUCGCGACCACCUCGUCACUGCUCUCGUCACUAUCGGUGAAGGAUACCAUAACUUCCACCACCAGUUCCCCAUGGAUUACCGUAAUGCCAUCAAGUGGUACCAAUACGACCCUACAAAGUGGUUCAUCUGGUCGUGCCAGAAGGUUGGCUUGGCAAGCCACCUGAAGUCCUUCCCUGAUAAUGAAGUCCGCAAGGGUCAGCUUACCAUGCAGCUUAAGCGCCUGCGCGAGACCCAAGAAACGCUCUCAUGGCCUUCCGACAACAGCGACUUGCCCGUCAUUUCCUGGGAGAGCUACCUUGAACAAGCCAAGAGUCGCCCACUUAUCUGCAUUGCUGGCUUCAUUCAUGAUGUUUCGGACUUCCUUGAUGACCACCCAGGAGGCCGUCACUUGUUGACGAAGAACAUUGGCCGAGAUGCAACGACAGCUUUCUUCGGAGGCGUUUAUGACCACAGUAACGCCGCGCACAACCUCCUCGCGAUGAAGCGCGUCGGCGUCCUUCACGGCGGUGCACCACACGGCUUGGAAGACAAGACCAUCCCCCCAAGCCAACGUCUCCGCAUUGCACGAUACAACGAGAUUGGCGGUAGUGGCUACAGCUCCGCAGCCCACUCGGACGGCGAAGGGUCUCCUCGGUUGAUCACCUUCACAACUCUAGAUGCGUGUUUAUUGGCAAGAUAGAUUUUUCAGAAGUUUAUAUCCAUCACUCCCGACCAUGAUUGACAUUGCAUAUAGUCGCUUGCAAAUACCGGUUGUGUCUUAAAAAGCAUGUCGACCUUUUUUCGGUUUCUCCUCAUACGAUACGUACACCCGCUGUCACGUCACGCCCUGUUAUGUUCGCGAUGGUAAUACGAAGGAAGAAUGUAU